Betta splendens (Siamese fighting fish) is the source of this 1994-nucleotide messenger RNA. RefSeq names its product thioredoxin-interacting protein-like. Gene Ontology annotation, cellular component: cytoplasm. Gene Ontology annotation, biological process: protein transport. The record is from RefSeq and is a predicted model, not a curated record. Lineage: Eukaryota; Metazoa; Chordata; Actinopteri; Anabantiformes; Osphronemidae. The transcript is spliced from 7 exons. The coding region runs from base 579 to 1787 and encodes 402 amino acids. Gene Ontology annotation, molecular function: ubiquitin protein ligase binding.
UUUAAUUAAAAGCGUUAAAGUGAAAAUACUCCCUGUGAACAAACUGCCUUAUAGUGAGUAUUAAAAUAUACACUGCACUUCACUGUAGUAGCUGAGAGGAAGCUGUUACCUGUCAGUAAUAUAUUAUGUAGUACUGUAGUACGUGUGCAGUUCACUAUGACUAACAUCACGUCCACACAGGCAGUGAGGUAGUGUAACUGGUUUUACUGUUGUAAUGCAGCACAAAGUAUAGAAAUGCAGUAUAACGUUACUAUAAAUGUUUAUCUCAGCUCCAACGGCCCAGUCACCACUGGCCCCGCCCCACCCAUGGCACGCGCUGGCCACGCGUCUUGCCUGUGUUGUGAUUGGUUACACGCUGCCAACUUAUUUCAAUGAACCAAUCGGUGGGCUUUGUUUUCUGCAGCGUGCCAGAGCCACGUUUUGUGCACGUGCUGCUCGGUGAGACAGUAACGGUACACCGCCCCCCGCCCCCUUCCUCCGGUAUAAAGUCGGUCAGACUCUAGCGACGCCCGGACUAACGCUAGACAAUUUAUUGUUUUUACCGGGGAAUCAUUGAUUCGUGAGUUUUCACCGACGUCAUGGUUCUGUCCCCGGCCAACAAGCUCCGAGUGUUCCAGCUGUUCUUCUCCGACCCGGGUCGGUCCUUCUACAGCGGCGGGGACAAAGUGUCGGGCUCCGUGCAGCUGGAGGCGGCUCAGCCCUGCAGAGUGACGGGCCUCCGAGUCACCGCUGGCGGCUGCGCUCGCGUGGAGCACCGCGGGGCGAAGAGCCGCAGGAGCCGCAGCCAGGAGGUGGAGUAUCUGAAGUACGAGGAGGAGCUGCGGCUGGAGGAGCUGCUGUCCAGAGACUCUGAUGGCUUCUUCCUGUUGCAGCCGGGGAAGACCUACACCUGGAAGUUUGGCUUCGAGCUGCCGCAGCCGGGGCGGCUGGUGUCGUCUUUUAAGGGCAAGUUUGGUUGUGUGCGUUACUACGCCUGUGCCAUUCUGGACAGACCUUCCCAGCAUGCCUUGCGGUGUGAGCGUGAGUUUGAGGUGGAGGAGCCGCUGGAUGUGAACCGGCCGGACCUGCUGUCUCCAGCUUCAGCCUCCAAACAGAAGAAGGUCACCUGCAUGUUCAUUCCUGAUGGACAGGUGUCCAUCAGCGCUCACAUUGACAGGAAGGGCUUUUGCGAGGGUGAAGACAUCACCAUCAACGCCAAGUUUGAGAACACAUGUUCACGUAUCGUGGUGCCCAAGGCUGCCAUCAUUGCCAAACACUCAUACCUGGCCGAUGGACACACCAAGAUUUUGUGCCAGAAGCUGUCGGCGGUUCGAGGAAACCACAUCAUCUCUGGGAUGUGUGACAUGUGGCAGGGAAAGACUCUGAGGGUCCCUAAACUGAAGCCAUCACUGCUGGGCUGUGACAUCAUCCAGGUGGACUACGCCAUCAUGAUCUACCUGCACAUCCCUGGCAGUGAGAAACUGACCCUGGAGCUGCCCCUGGUCAUCGGGACCAUCCCGUUCAGUGGAGUCGGCAGCAGGACGAGCAGCAUGAGCAGCCAGGCUGGAUCCCUGAGCAGCUGCACCUCCUUCCCCUCCCCCCCUCCCAGCUACAGCAACAUCCACAGAGACCUGAGGGUGGACGGGCCCCGCACCCCGCUGCUCUACGACUACGAUGGUGAAGAGAAUGACGAUGAAGAGGGGGGGCUCUUCAUGAGAGCACCUGAAAUGCACUACCCCCCUCCCCCCGCAUACAGUGAGGUGGACCAGGACGCUGUGAACCCACCUCAGGUUGUUCAGGUCUUCUGAGGACCAGCUCCAGUUCUGUCCGGACCCAGUGGAACUAAUCUGAGCACGGAGGCUGAGCUUGGUCGGACCAGGACACAGCCAGUGUCUGAAGAAACCCUUUGAUCUGUGUUUAUUCUUUAGUCACUUGAUCUGAUUGCUUGUUUCCUACGUUGCACAUAUUCUGUAAAUAAGAUGUUUAUUUUUCUACAAUAAAUAAAACUGAUUCCA